AUGGCGUCGUCAGUCGAGCAGAAGGAUGCACCUGAAACUAAAGAUCAGGAAAACGAGACAGCCGCUGAAAAGUUCAAUGUCGAGGCCGCGGAAGUCUUAGCCACUAGCGCUCAGCGUUUGCCGCUCGCUCAGGCUGCUCCGAUAUACGAACAGCUUCUGCAGUUAUACCCCACAGCUGCUAAAUUUUGGAAGCAAUACGUGGAAGCAAAUAUGGCUGCAAAUAAUGAUGAUGCUACGAAACAGAUAUUCAGCCGGUGUUUGCUGAAUUGUCUUCAAGUUCCUUUAUGGAGAUGCUACAUCCGAUUCAUCAGAAAAGUCAAUGAGAAGAAAGGCGCUGAAGGUCAAGAAGAAACUAGAAAAGCUUUUGAUUUUAUGCUCAGUCAUGUUGGUACGGACAUUGCCUCUGGGCCUAUAUGGAUGGAGUAUAUAACAUUUCUGAAGUCACUUCCGGCGCAGCAUGGGCAGGAAGAGUCACAACGAAUGAUUGCUUUGCGUAAAGUAUACCAAAGGGCAAUUAUUACUCCUACCCAUCAUGUUGAGCAGCUCUGGAGGGAAUAUGAAAUUUUCGAAAAUUCUGUCAAUCGGCAAUUGGCCAAAGGGUUGAUAUCUGAGUUCCAGCAGAAGUAUAACAGUGCCAGGGCUGUAUAUAGAGAGCGAAAGAAAUAUUUUGAAGAGAUUGAUUGGAAUAUGCUGGCUGUACCGCCAACCGGCUCUAGCAAGGAAGAGCAACAAUGGACCGCAUGGCGAAGACUACUGGCUUUUGAAAAGACAAACCCUCAAAGGAUUGAUAGUGAUUCCUCUAAUAAGCGUAUUAUAUUCACCUAUGAGCAGUGCCUGAUGUAUUUAUACCAUUAUCCUGAUAUAUGGUAUGAUUAUGCUACUUGGAAUGCUAAAAGUGGUUCUGUAGAUGCUGCUAUUAGAGUAUAUCAGCGGGCUCUGAAGGCUCUACCAGAUUCAGAGAUGCUGAAAUACGCUUAUGCAGAAUUGGAGGAGUCUCGUGGAGCAAUCCAGCCUGCAAAGAAAAUAUACGAAAGUCUUUUGGGUGAUGGUGCUAAUACAAAUGCACUUGCAUACAUUCAGUUUAUUCGCUUUCUAAGAAGGAAUCAAGGAGUAGAAGCAGCUCGGAAGUACUUCCUAGAUGCCAGGAAAUCCCCCAACUGCACAUACCAGGUGUAUGUUGCUUAUGCAUUGAUGGCGUUUUGCCUGGACAAGGAUCCAAAGAUAGCACAUAAUGUUUUUGAAGCAGGACUAAAGCGUUUUAUGCAGGAGCCUGCAUACAUUCUUGAAUAUGUGGAUUUCUUGUAUCGUCUAAAUGAUGACAGAAACAUUCGGGCAUUAUUUGAGCGGGCACUAAGCUCACUGCCACCGGAGAAAUCUGUUGAGGUGUGGAAACGUUUUGUCCAAUUUGAGCAGACAUAUGGAGAUCUAGCUAGCAUGUUGAAGGUUGAGCAAAGACGAAAAGAAGCCUUUUCAAGUAUAGAUGAGGAUCCAGGAUCAGUUUUAGAGGAUUCAUUAGAAGAAGUUGUGUCACGUUAUAGUUUUAUGGAUCUUUAUCCAUGCUCCACAAAGGAUUUGGAUCAGCUAGCCCGACAAGAGUGGCUUGUUAAGCAUAUGGGUAAGAAGUCUGGUGUGUCCAAUGGACCUAGCAGGGGAGGAGAGAGAGGCCCUCCAAAUUUCCCCAGUUAUUCAAAUUUACCUACGAAAUUUGUUGAUUCAGAUACGUCUCGUACGAUGGCUUCAAGACAAAAACCUGUGGAUAACACAACUGUUGCGAGCACGACAGUUGCUGGAUUCAAUGGGGUACCCAAUGCAUUGUCCAAUUCUGUUGGCCCGUUAGCCAGUUCUGGAGCAACUGGUCCAUUCGAUGAAGUGUUGAAAGCUACUCCACCUGCACUGUUAUCGUUUUUGGCAAACUUACCCAUAGUUGAAGGUCCAACACCAAAUGUCGACAUCAUACUUUCCAUCUGUCUACAAACCGAAGCAGCGGCACCAUCAGCAGCUCCAGCAGGUCCUGGUAAAGGUAGGAAGGGAGGAGGAAGUCAUCAGGCCGGGCCAGCCACAAGUGACCUCUCUGGUUCAAGCAGGUCACACCAGGCUCCAACCGGCUCAUCGUUCAGACCACGACAGUCUGGGAAGAGGAAGGAUUUCGGCAGGCAAGAGGAAGAGGAGAGCUCGACGGUCCAAAGCCAGCCGGUGCCCAAAGAUGUUUUCCGGUUAAGGCAGAUUCGGAAAGCCAGAAUAGGCACAGGGGCUUCACAGACGGGUUCAACGUCUUAUGGGAGUGCACUUUCUGGGGAUCUUUCAGGAAGCACUGGCUAG
This is a messenger RNA of Linum trigynum, 2319 nucleotides long. The record is from the annotation of a GenBank genome assembly. Lineage: Eukaryota; Viridiplantae; Streptophyta; Magnoliopsida; Malpighiales; Linaceae.